Molecule: messenger RNA, 1019 nt
Organism: Lactuca sativa (garden lettuce)
Lineage: Eukaryota; Viridiplantae; Streptophyta; Magnoliopsida; Asterales; Asteraceae
Product: pathogenesis-related family protein
Source: RefSeq, a predicted model, not a curated record
UUGUGUCACAAAGUUGGACGUACAAUUUCCACUUGAAAAGAAAACAAAACCGAAAAGAUGGAAGAUUUAAAGAUCAAUGAAACAAUACAAAAGGUUGGAGAAAAGUAUAGAUCGUUCCUCCAUGAAGAAGCUAAAAACACCCAUUGGAGACAUGGUGCUCCUCCUACCUAUGAUGCUGUUAACCAACUUUUUGAAGAAGGUCGAACCAAGGUAUGGGAAAAGGGAUCACUAGAAGAAACUGUUCAAAACGCAAUAAAGUCAUGGGAGAUGGAGCUUAGCCACAAGAUUCGGAUAAAAGAUUUUAAGACCAUUAAUCCUGAUAAGUUCAAGCUUAUUGUCAAUGGGAGGGAGGGAUUGUCUGCGGAGGAAACACUGAAGGUGGGAAGUUACAAUGCAUUGCUGAAGAGUACACUUCCAGAAGAGUACAAGUACUACAAAGCAGAAGAAGAAACCUUCGAAUCCUCUCACGACGUUUUCCGAUCGGCGUUUCCUCGGGGAUUUGCGUGGGAGGUGAUCAGCGUUCAUUCCGGACCUCCGGUGAUAUCGUACAAAUUCCGGCACUGGGGUUACUUCGAAGGUCCGUUCAAAGGCCAUAAACCUACCGGCGAAAUGGUUGAUUUCUACGGCAUGGGCAUCCUCAAGGUUGAUGGAUCGUUGAGAGCAGAAGAUGUUGAGAUCUAUUACGAUCCGGCAGAUCUUAUCUCGAAGCUGCUUAAGGGGGAGUUGAUAUCUCAGGAGGAAAGCCCCGCCGCGGAUGCUCCUCCGGCGAACACCGGUAACUGCCCAUUCGAGAAGCAAGUAUGAUCCAUUGAGAUCUGUUCAUUCAAUCUCCAUCUGUUAAUGUCUGUGAUCUUCUAGUGUGCGUCUUUAAUUUUAGUAUUGGCCGAUUGAGAAUCAAACUUGAAAGAGUUCGAUCAAAUGAUUCCAAUCUGUGUGUGAAGAUAAUAACCAAAUCACCAUGCAUUUGUGUAUCUUGUAACUUUUUUUAAUGAAUCAAAUGUGCUCAAAGUUAUGUUUUA